Penicillium atrosanguineum is the source of this 2751-nucleotide messenger RNA. Its product is annotated as F-box domain protein. The transcript is spliced from 2 exons. Lineage: Eukaryota; Fungi; Ascomycota; Eurotiomycetes; Eurotiales; Aspergillaceae. Bases 1 to 2751 code for a protein of 916 amino acids. Gene Ontology annotation, molecular function: protein binding. The record is from RefSeq and is a predicted model, not a curated record.
AUGGAGGAUGCCUCGUCACAGGCGCCCUUCCAUCGGCUGCCCCCGAAUGUCAUCGAGCUCAUUCUUUAUGUCGCCGAUGCCAACGCCUUUGCCUCAUUAGCUCUGUUAAACAGGCAAUGGAGGCGGGUGUCAGAGUCCCCGUCACUCUACGCUCACCAUCUGGCCCAUUGUCCAUCCUUUGCUUGGACGAGAGGGGCUAUCCCUUGUCCCGGUGAUGCGGAUAGUCUGCCGGACCUCAAGCGCCAAUUUCUUGCAAAAGCCAGGCAAAAUGCAUUCGAUGUAUUUUUGCGGCCUCGAAAGACCCUGGUGCGGCUGAUUUCCAGCUCUAUGAGCUCGUCCACUGCCUUCCCGCAAGGAGAAGUAUUUCGCUUUGCCUUCUCGACAAAUGGCCGGUUGGUUCUUUGCAUAAGCUCGUCCAGGAUUGUCGUACUAGACGUGGCUACGGACCCUGUAAUUGUGAAACAUGAAUUUCAGACCCGCCGUCGACCUAUGGGUGCUACGAUCCAGGACGAUGGCUCCCUUUUGGCGGUUCUGUCUUCUACACACCGUGUCAAUGUUUACCGACUUGACAGCGACGGGGCUGAGCAUAUUCAAACGAUUACUUUGAAUGACGCCCCACGUGACUUGACAUUCUCCCCGACCGGGGGUGUGCUAGCUUUAUCUUUUGAGGACUCUAUUGAAGUUCAUGCUAUCGGAGAGGAGACCCUGUCAACAGAACGUCGAGCAGCACGUUGCCCACGUGUCGAUGCACUCUCUUUCUCGUCAGAUGGGUCCAUGCUGCUCGGGUCACCUCUUGAUUAUGCAGAGGAUGGCACAGUCGCCAUUACAGCCCCGUUUUACACAGAAUCUGGGACUGACGCUUCGCCACGAGAAGUCCAGAGGCGUAUGUGGACAACACAAAUCCUAUUUCCCGAAAUAGCCCAAGGAUUCACGCACGCUUGCUUAAUCGAAAACCAUGAUGAAGCGGACGAUAACUGGAUCAUAGGGUAUGACAUUCAGCUUGCGGCAUUCAGAGCUAUCAGAAUCAACAAUACCAAGUCGGGCUGCGUGUAUUUCGCUAGCCCGUUUCUGCCAGAAGAGACACGCGAAUUGUUGCCCACCAUGCUUCCCACUACCGAUGAAACUGGAGAACUUGUUGCAUUCGGGUUCCAGGAUUCAAAAAUUUGGGUAUACGGGGUUCCAGGGCUUCUGGACGCAAGUCAGACAAGCCUUAAUCCCGGAUCACAAACAAUAAGUGGCACUCGAAUUGGCGGCAAUCACCAUUAUGAAGGGCAAACCGCACCUCGAGAUAAUCUGGCCCAGCUCGAUAAAAUUGUCCAGCAACCCAAAGUUCUCGUUCGUGGGCGCCGAGUCACUGAAAUGCAUGGAAUCACCUCUAUUCGUUGGGUUAGGCCACUCCAAUCACCCAACGCAAGGCGGAGACUUGUUGCCGUGGCGCCUGGUGGCGUCCGUCCACAAGCCUUUGGCGACGAAGAUGUCCCUGUCGAUGGCGGAAGGCUUUUACUCCUAGACUUUGAAAGAUGGACUAAUCAUGGCGAGGACCUCGAACUCGAUAUUGAGGUUGGCGAGACAGCAGCAAAAAUACUCACAGAACCGGAUUCUUCCUUAGACACAGAGGUCGAGCUGGAGAGAAGGCGAACUCGCUUGCGCCGUCCUGAUACCGAUUCGUCGCUUGUCCAUCGGCCAUCAAUGCCUCCUUUUAGAGGAGCCCAGCGGUCUACGAGCCAAGCGCAGAUCCCAAUCCGUCGUCGCAAUAGCCUUGUGGCUCCCAUUCCCGGAGAGCCGACAAGCAGUGACGUUGUUGAUAUUCCAUAUGACAAUAUGCAGCCUCGUUCCCAAGAGACGCUCCAUCGUGCUGCCACCGCUACAGCAUCAACACGGGGGCGCUACGACUCUCGAUAUCGCAACACUCCUAGUCGCCGUCAAAUACCCCAUGAAAGCGAUGCAGACAACUGGGUACCGCCACCGCCGCCUUACUCAAAGGACCCGGACGCACCAUUGCCAGAGCACCUGCAGCAGACACUUCUUCCUGGGGUGUCUGGAGCUCCUCAAACACCCGGGGAUGCCACAGCUUUUAUACCAAUCCAAAGGGCGCAAAUCACUGUAGCAAGACCAGAUCCCCAAGACCGCCCGCGGCCUCAAUCAGCCAUUCUUCAAAGACUGGGCACCAUUACUGGCGCCAGGCUCGCUGGGAGAAAUAGAAGGGGCUCCACAACCUCCCCUGAGGACCCAAACCAAGAACUAGUCAAUUUCCUGGGAACGAAUGCGCCCCCAGUUCCUCAUCUUCCCCAGUGCGCUGCCGCUGUGAAUGGAUCCGCCCUAGUGAAUCAACCGCCUCAACGUCCACACACAGCAACAACCCCAAUUGUCCCCUUCGCCACAGGCCACAACACACAACUCCAACCCUUACCCACCCUUGCCGUCUAUCCAGCUGAAGAUCGGGCCCAGAAUUCCAUAAUGGCAAUGCCAUCCCUGGGAGCAACGAUGCUUGGCGAAGCCUAUCUACCCUACUCAGUCUCAUCCCCAAAUCUCCUGCACAUCCCCGAGCCAUACGGUAACGCCUUGGAUGUUGCCGAUAAUGACGACGACAUCCCCGCAAGGCAAAGGUCUUUCCGUCGGCGGGUCUCGACGGAGCCAACCAGCUUACCACCGUCAGAGAAUGAGGAAUGGCGGAGGCGCAUUGAGGAUUGGAAUGAACGUACCAUUCAGGAACGAAGUCGGAGACGAAGAAGCAAAUGCAUUGUCAUGUAG